Messenger RNA from Oncorhynchus keta (chum salmon), 1273 nucleotides. RefSeq names its product SH2 domain-containing protein 1A-like. The transcript has 4 exons. Bases 188 to 580 code for a protein of 130 amino acids. The record is from RefSeq and is a predicted model, not a curated record. NCBI's taxonomy places the organism in Eukaryota, Metazoa, Chordata, Actinopteri, Salmoniformes, Salmonidae.
ACUUGAAGCUGAGAAAGAAACACUAGGUGCCAUUUUUUUGCAGUUGACACGAUUUAAAAAAAGGUGUGAAACACCAAGACGCUGCCGGUUCCUGCCUCGCGCCCUUUCCCACAGUCUGUCUUUCUGCGCACUCUCUCAGGGCUCCGUGGCACGCAAGGGUGACAGUGGUGCUCAUCUCCAAAGUUUCAUGCUCAUGGAGCCGGAGAGUGAGAGUGCGCUGGUCCGGUCUAUCUACUACGGUAAAAUCGGUAAGGGGAAAACGGAAAGGUUGCUGGAGAGGCAUGGUAGAGAGGGGAGCUUUCUCCUGCGGGACAGUGAGAGUCUGCAGGGAAUGUAUUGCCUCUGUGUGAGAAAGACACCGUACGUCCACACUUACAGAAUACACCACUCCUCUGAAGGAUGGACACUUCAGUUAUCUUCUGGGCAGAUGCUGCAGUGUUUCGGGAGUCUGGAGAAUCUGAUAGAGGGCUGCAGAGAGGGGGUUGGUGCUGACAGCAUACCUCCGCUCACACACCCCCUGGACAAAACACAGCUGAGACAUGAGAGGCUGCGGAGCGAGACGGCCUAUAUGGAAAUGUGAAGUGGGACAACUUGUGUGUGUUUGUGUGUUUGUACGCACAUGUGUAUUCAAUUGAACCUUUAGGAGACAAUGCUUUUGUUUUUUACAAAAGUGCACCUGUUUAUGUCUGUUCCACAACUAGGCAUGUGGUUUCCCAUGGAGGGAUGCUUUGACGUGUGUGUGUGUGUGUGUGUGUGUGUGUGUGUGUGUGUGUGUGUGUGUGUGUGUGUGUGUGUGUGUGUGUGUGUGUGUGUGUGUGUGUGUGUGUGUGUGUGUGUGUGUGUGUGUGUGUGUGUGUGUGUGUGUGUGUGUGUGUGUGUGUGUGUGUGUGUGUGUGUGUGUGUGUGUGUGCGUGCGUGCGUGUGUGUGAGUGAGUUUGCAUGUUUAUAUGCAUACAUGUGGACCAGUUCUGCCAUAAGUGCACACAAGGACAUUAAAACUGCCAUCUGCCAUGGUCUUUCUCUCUGUGUAUAAUGUACAUUAUAUGACUCACAUUAAACGGAUAUGUUACUGAUGAAGAUUUUAUUAGUGAAAAGGCUGCCAUUGCAAAUAAGAAUGUGCUCUUCAUUGACUUAGGGAACACUGUUAAAAAAGUGGACAAAUCCAAAACAGAGGCUUAAAUGCAAAUGUAGACAUGAUUUUUGGGGAGAUAAUGCCUUUAUUGACUUGCCUGGUUAAAUAAAUGUUAAACAAAUAAAAAUAUUUUUAAAAUUA